AUGUUGGCCAUUGGAAGUAAUCCUAAUGAUGGGCUUGAUUUAACUUUACAUAUUUUCUGUUAUCUACUUAUUGGCGGUUGGGUUUUUCUUGUCUUACUUCAUCUGCUCGGUUCCAGUUACGGACAAUGUGUCAAUGAAACAUUCAUAUUACAGUAUUCGCAACAACCGGUCAUGCUAUUCCUUCAUUUCGUUUAUCUCCUUGCUCUCACGACUACUCUUGUCCUCUCCAUACUAGUCAUAAUUUUAGUUUGGUUAUUUCACUUGGGUGGCAUGAGUUAUGGUUAUUACAAAUUUCAUCGAAAAACAUUAUCAAUUAACAGCAAAGAAUUACCGGGAAUCUCAAUUAUUAAACCAUUGACAUGUGUUGAUACCAAUCUCUCCGAGAAUUUAAAGACAUUUUUCAAUUUAAAAUACCCUCGUUAUGAAAUUCUCUUUUGCGUCCAAGAGCACAAUAGUGAAUUAAUCGAUAUCAUUGAACGAUUGCGUAUACAGUAUCCACAUGUUGAUUCACAAUUGUUUGUUGGAAAUCCAAUGGAAGAAAAAAAUACUCAUGAAAAUCUCAAAGAUGUUCCAAACAAAAGAAAACAAAAACCUUGGUGGAAACGAAUUUUGCCGUGUGGCUCGAAAAAGGUGGGAACGACUGAAGAGACAAUCGGAUUCGAAACAGAUGAAAUCAAAAAUCCCAAAAUCUUCAAUAUGCUGCCAGCCUACGAUAAAGCCCAGUAUCCAUUGUUUUUAAUAUCAGAUAGUGGCUUACUGAUGCAUGAGGAUGCUUUGUAUGAUAUGGCUUCCUGUAUGACUGAUGAUGUUGGUCUCGUUCAUCAGAUGCCAUUUACAUGCGACAGAAAAGGUUUUGCUGGAUCAGUUGAAAAGGUUUAUUUUGGUACUCAACAUGCUCGUAUGUACAUGACAAUCAACUUGAUUGGCAUAAACUGUGUUACAGGAAUGUCUUGUUUAAUCCGUAAAGAGAUCAUUGAUCGUGCCGGCGGUUUGAAAGCUUUUGGCAACUAUAUCGCCGAAGAUUUCUAUAUCGCUGCUGAAGUAACGAAACAACAUUGGAAAAUUCGUGUUGCCCCCACUCCUGCUCAACAAAAUUCUGGUGAUUAUUCUAUAUCAAUAUGGGUCGAACGAAUGAUUCGUUGGUUUAAAUUACGUAUGCGUUUAAGUCCAUUAGCUUAUAUUGAACCUUUACAAGAAUGUUUCACGUCUGCUGCUCUCGCCGGUGUUGUAACAGAUUAUUUAUUUCAAUGGAAUGCUCUUGUUGUCGCCGCUUGUCAUAUUUUACUAUGGUUUCUGUUUGAUUAUUUUAUGCUUCGAAUAACACAAGGUGGUCCACUUCCUUUUUCGAAAUUUGAGUUUGCUAUCGCAUGGCUAGUAAGAGAACUUUCAGCCUACUACAUCUAUUUCAAAGCGUUUACUGGUUCUUCAACAAUACGAUGGCGCGGAAAAGAAUAUCAACUGGGAUCCGGUACACGAGCCGAAGAGAUUUACUCUCCGCCUUCGUCGCCUGUACCUACAAUUGUUAUUGAAGCAUCAUCCACAUCAUCUCCAUCGACCGGAACACAUCUUUUACCUCCAUCAAUUUAA
This is a messenger RNA of Adineta ricciae, 1587 nucleotides long. The record is from the annotation of a GenBank genome assembly. NCBI's taxonomy places the organism in Eukaryota, Metazoa, Rotifera, Eurotatoria, Adinetida, Adinetidae.